AUGGCCCCAGCCGGAGAAAGAGACGAGACGGGACGGGAGAAGCAGGCAGCAGCGCACGGCCGGGGAAUGGGGGCCGCAGCCGCCCCUGCACCACGAGCGCUCCUCCGCCCCCGGGUGGUCCCACGGGAGGGGGACACGGGACGAGUUGCUUCCUUUCUCCCACCCAAGCAAUGGGGUAUAUCACACAAGAUUUUUUUUGUAGCAUGUACAAGCCUGGUCUCAGAUAUCUGUUCGAUUAGGCUAACAAAACUCAAAACUUACUACUUCCAUAUAUUUCUUAAAAGUCAUGCUAAAGAAGCUGACAGUAUAUCCAAAAAUCCUUUCCUUACACAUUUUAGUAACUACCACUUCAGGCUGAUUCCUCCAAAGUCACUUCUGUAUUCAUUGAGACAUGGAGACGUAUCAUCAUUAAACAAAGCCAAUGAUUGGAGCCCACAGUUUAAAGUGAAAAAAAGAAAAUCCCGAGACUACAAGAACUCCCGCUGCCGCCUCUACCAGGCGCUGGAGCUCUCCCCCGGCCGGAGGAUCAACUGCUCGGGGAUCGUCCGCGGGGAGGAGAAGGCCAUCCAGGAGGCCCAGCUCAGCAACCUGGAGGUUGGGAACAAAAGGGAUUCCCUGACGCCCGGCGAGUACCUGAACAUGACCAAGGACUGCAGCAGCUUCAAGGAGACCCGGCGGUUCAUUGAGUUCCCGCUGAGCCAGGAGGAGGAAGAGUUCCCCAUCGCCUACUCCAUGGUCGUCCACAACAAAAUAGAGAUGUUCGAGCGGCUCCUGCGGUCUCUCUACGCCCCCCAGAACGUCUACUGCAUCCACAUUGACGCCAAGUCCCCGGCUGCCUUCCAGGAGGCCGUGCGGGCCAUCGUAGCCUGCUUCCCCAAUGUCUUUGUGGCUAGCCGCCUGGAAAAGGUGGUCUAUGCCUCCUGGUCCCGGCUGCAGGCCGACCUCAACUGCAUGCAGGACCUGUUGCAGAGCCCUGUGCCAUGGCGCUACCUCCUCAACACCUGCGGCACCGAUUUCCCCAUCAAGACGAACGCCGAGAUCAUCCGUGUCCUGAAGGUGCUGCAGGGGCGGAACAGCAUGGAGUCAGAGAAGCCCUCGGCCAUCAAGCAGGAGCGCUGGCUGUACCACCACAAAGUGGGGAAGUUCAUCGUCCGGACAGCCACACAGAAACUGCCGCCACCCCACAACUCUCCCAUGUUCACGGGCAACGCGUACAUCGCGGUCACGCGGGCCUUCGUGCAGCACGUCUUCGAGAACCCCACGGCGCAGCAGUUCCUCGAGUGGGCCAAGGACACCUACAGCCCCGACGAGCACGUCUGGGCCACCCUCAACCGCAUGCCCGGCGUGCCAGGCGCCAUGCCCCAGAAUGACAAGUUCCAGCUCUCGGACAUGAACGCCCUGCCCCGCUUGGUCAAGUGGCAGUACCUGGAGGGUGACACCAGCAAGGGCGCGCCCUACCCGCCCUGCACCGGCCAGCACCAGCGCGCCGUCUGCAUCUACGGAGUGGGCGACCUGCCCUGGAUGCUCCAGCAGCACCACCUCUUGGCCAACAAGUUCGACCCCAUGGUGGACGACGCCGCCAUCCAGUGUCUCGAGGAGCACCUGCGCCACAGGGCCCUCUACGGCAGGGGACUCUGA
Nipponia nippon (crested ibis) is the source of this 1638-nucleotide messenger RNA. The record is from RefSeq and is a predicted model, not a curated record. Lineage: Eukaryota; Metazoa; Chordata; Aves; Pelecaniformes; Threskiornithidae.